GGACGCGAAGGCUCCGGGCGCGGGUGAUUCCCGGACGGUGGGACCGCACGGGGGCCCGGAGCCCCUCCCGCGCCGCGCCCGCCCGCCCACCCUCAGCUCAGUCCCCAGCAGCGGAGCAAAACCAGCUGCAACAACAGAACUAUCCCAAAGCAGGUGCCGCAGGAAGAGCGCGCCUUCCCCCUCCGCAGAGAACCUUUUCCUUCCAGCAUUCGCCAAGAACUUCCUCAGUGGUGGGGUAUCGGCAAACAGAGUAAAAAAAAAAGAACGCGGCUUCGUGCUGUCCUAGAGAUAGGAAAUAGAAUUCAGUUUAAAUUCACUAAGCAUUCGAGCAUGAGCAAAUUAAACACGUUACUCCGUCCAGCUGAGCCUCGUGUAUUGCACCAACCCUGCCCUGAAAUAACCCCCCUGCUUCACAAACAAUUGGCACCCUUACUGAGACCUUACACACAACUUUCUAACGCUGCAAACUACGGAAAGUUUUAAGCAAAUAAACAGGUACCAAAGAGCUGGGUUAUGAGCCGCUGUGCUUCAUGACUCCAAGACUUCUUUGCAAACGCGAGAGCCAUGUUUCCUUCUUUCCUCAAAAGAGAAAGCUGAGAACCUCAUUCACCCCCCUCUAUAUACUUCUGCGUGCAGGCAAGCACUAAGUAGCAGUAAAUUCGUUUAACUGCCAAUGAUUUUUCCCUCUACACGGCACCUACGAGAUCCUCGACCAACGAUCCAGUGGAUGCACAGGCGGCAGCAGAAGCCGGGUUUCAUCUCACACUCGUCUAAUUCGACCAAGUUUCGUAAAGAACAACCAAAACUGGGCAAAAGCCGCCAACGCUGGGCAGCCUCUUUGCCAAGGAGCAGCAGCAGCUUUCCAUUCCACACGGGCAUCCUCAGGCUGACCGGAGGGAUGCGACGAUUAGCGACUCACGGCUGCCGGGCACUGCGCGCCAGGCCGCCUUCCCUACUUCUGCCCACGAGUUUACCCAGGAGCACACCCACAGCGUCAGAGCACUGCGAAACCUCGUGUCCUAGAGCGAAGCUGCGGCGGGGGUGACACCGCAGAGCCCUCAUUCCCGCCGCUCCUACCGAGCGCCUGCGCGGCUGCAGCCCAGGGCGAAGCCUCCUCAGGGCUGACAGCAGAACUCAGCGCCGCCAGCCCGGCGAGCCCGAGGCUCAGGGGCCUGAGCGGGGCUCUCCCACCGGCGGGAUCCUCCUCCUCGGGGGCGGGCGCAGCGCCGAGAGCGCGGCCGGGGCUGUGCGCUGCGAAACGCCGUCCGCGCGGGCCGGCGGCCGCUGGCGCUCGGUUCCGGGCGGUGUGCGAGCGCCAUGGCGGGCGGGCGGGGCGGCGCCGUCCUGCUGCUCCUGGCGCUGUGCCUGCAGCCGCCGCCCGCCCGGGCCCGCAGCCUCCGCUUCGUGACGCUGGUGUACCGGCACGGAGACCGCUCGCCCAUCAAGGCCUUCCCGCGGGACCCGUACCAGGAGAGCGCCUGGCCCCAGGGAUUCGGGCAGCUCACGCAGGUGGGGAUGCGGCAGCAGUGGGAGCUGGGCCAGGCCCUGCGGCGGCGCUACCGCGACUUCCUCAGCGACACGUACCGGCGGCAGGAGAUCUUCAUCCGCAGCACAGACUGUGAUCGGACACUGAUGAGUGCAGAGGCCAAUCUGGCAGGCCUCUAUCCCCCAGCAGGACAAGAGAUGUUCAACCCUAACAUCUCCUGGCAGCCUAUCCCUGUGCACACAGUCCCUGAGUCUGACGAAAGGCUACUGAAGUUCCCUUUGACCCCUUGUCCACGGUAUGAACAGCUACAGACUGAAACACGGCACUCAGCAGAAUACAUAAAUAAGACCAAAGAGAAUUGGCAAUUCCUGGAGAUGGUGGCAAAGGAGACUGGGAUCCGGGAUAUCUCUCUCGAGAGUAUAUGGAGUGUAUAUGACACACUGUUCUGUGAACAAGCACACAAAAUGGAUUUGCCUGGAUGGGUGACUCCAGAAGUCAUGACUCACUUGAAGGAACUAAAAGACUUUGGUUUUGAAUUUCUGUUUGGGAUCCACAACCGGGUAGAAAAAGCUCGUCUGCAAGGCGGGGUCCUGCUGGAUCACAUAAGGAAAAAUCUAACCAAAGCAGCAAAUGCUUCUGCCCAUCAGAACCUAAAACUGCUUGUCUAUUCAGCGCAUGACACCACACUUGUGGCACUGCAGACGGCUCUAGAUGUCUACAACAAGAACCAAGCACCAUACGCCUCAUGUCAUUUAUUUGAACUGUACCAAGAGGAUGAUGGUAAUUUCUCCGUGGAAAUGUUUUACCGGAAUGAGAGUGGGAAGGAGCCCUUCCCACUGACAAUCCCUGGCUGUCAGCAUAAAUGCCCAUUGCAAAGAUUCUUGGAACUCACAGAUCCUGUUGUGCCCCAGGACUGGGAGCAGGAAUGCAAGGUAUCAAGCAGCAUGCAUGACACAGAGCUCUUUGUAGGUUUGGCUGUGUGUGGAUCCAUUCUCCUUCUCCUCUUGAUUCUCCUCUUGACUGUACUCUUUCGCAUACAGUCUCAGCCCCCUGGCUACCGGCACGUCUCCAAUGAAGGAGAAGAGCAGGCCUGACAGUUGCUUCAACUCCUUCCCAGGCAGUAGGAAGGAGCUGUGUUGCCCGUAAGGAUGAUUGGGCACCUUCAGUUACUUAGCAUUCUUCUAUUUUGGCCUUUACUUCCCAGAACAGAACUGGACUUGAUUUCUGGAUACUUUCUAAAGGUGACAUCCUUUGGAAAUAACUGAGAAAAAGAACUGAGCUACUCUAAGGAAAUGACACCUUAACUUUGAAGCCAAUAUACUCUGUGGUGCUCUGGUCCUCAUACAGCUCACCCAGUCUAUGAUUCCCAACAUGGCCAGUUUCAAGUUUUCCUCCUUUCAAGUGACUGUAAACGUUACCACUCACCAUGGCUGUGGCAGAGAAGCUUUGGCGUGCAGUAGCUGCCACAUCCAGUUGCAUUUCUCUUCAGGGUCAACCCACUUUGAGUGCUUUUCCCUCACAUCAUAGAGCUGCUGAUGGUAGAAAGGCUGAACUUGAGCUGGGGGUACAGCUCACCAACAAUGCACCAAGACUCAUCUACUGUCCAUGCAGAGGGAACUUCUGCAGAUGAUGGGAGAAAUGUAAAGCGUUUCUUGAGGUUGCUGUCAAGUAGUUGCUGCUGGCAACUGGGGUUUUUUUCCCCUCUUCACAUUGUGGGUCAAGAGAGGACUGUACUGAAAUCAGGACAAGCCUGAAAACCUAGCAGUUUUCAGUCAGUCCUGGGAUUGGGCUCAGAGUAGAAUCAAGAGUAAACCCAAAAAAGCUCUCUCAUGAGAGAGAGCAAUUUUUGUGACCGAAGCAAACCCACACUCAAUUUCUUGUGCAAUGUUGCUCUAGAAAGGAAAGUCCCUCUAGAUAAGAAACUUGGUUUCUGUCUAAAGAUCCCAAGUUUAAAUUUUACUUCCCACAUCUGAACUUCAAGGACUUAUUAAAGGGAGUAUCCAGUACUCCAGGUAAUCCAGAUUUCAGCCCAAGGAAUAUGCUUUACUAGCACAAUGUUUUUAUGCUGUAAUUAAGAGAUGUAGCAGAGCUGUUUACCUAAGACUAGAUUAAAUGCCAAGUUCUAUAGUUUUUCUUCCUAUCUUCCCUACUGGAUGGACAACAAACAUUAAGGAUCAGAAUUGGCAGGCCAGUAUGGAUUCCUUUAUUUGACACACUUGGGCAUUUUGUCCAAAGUGUGAUUCUUUCUCCAGCCUGGCCUCUCUGCACACUGCAGCUGCUGCAGAGACCUUCACACCAAGUGCUCACUACCUGCCUUGUAGUUUUUGGCAGAAAAUGAGACUGCAGCAGGCACCAGAAGCACAGGCUCUUCACGUGGUGAAACUGCACAUUCACUUCCUACUUUUACUUCCCUUUCUGGUGCAGUUCCCUUCCCCUCUUGGAUGCAGAAGCCAGUUCUUAGGUUACAAACAUUUCCUUUUGUUCCCCCUAAGGAGUACCAUGGGGACUUUUCUCCACACCGUAAUCAGCAUCUGGCAGCAUGGGAACCCUAAAUCAGCAGAAGCAGCUUGCUGUUCUCAGCAUCUUCCUCACCUUUUUGUCCUCUGAAGAUACAGACUAGGUCUCCUGCACAGCAAGACAGUCAUAAAGAAAAAGCUACUGCCUGUGAGAACAGGCACAAGAAAGAGGUAAUAGAAAGUGCAUUUAAAAGGACCAGACCUGUUAUUUUUAAAGGCACCAAAUUUUGCACACACACAGAAAAGAUUUUUAUGAUGAUUUAGACAUUUUGACUGUGAAUGACUUUCUGUACUUGUUCCAAUACAUUUCAUUAUUAAAAUCAAUUUCUCAGUGAA
Messenger RNA from Agelaius phoeniceus (red-winged blackbird), 4338 nucleotides. It is a transcript of the gene ACP2, whose product is annotated as acid phosphatase 2, lysosomal. Gene Ontology annotation, cellular component: lysosome. Gene Ontology annotation, molecular function: acid phosphatase activity. The record is from RefSeq and is a predicted model, not a curated record. NCBI's taxonomy places the organism in Eukaryota, Metazoa, Chordata, Aves, Passeriformes, Icteridae. Gene Ontology annotation, biological process: lysosome organization; dephosphorylation.